AUGAUCAAUGAUGCAUCCUCCAAACGAAAAUCUCUUUUAGAAACCUUUUCUUCCCGAACAAAAUUGCAAUUUAAAUCCUCUCAAGUCUUGCUUCCUGAUCAUCAAUCCGAAACCACCACCCAAACAUCCAUUAAAAAAACAAAAGAUGAUGAGGCAUACGAGAGCGAAGAUGAGAUGAGUAGUGAACAGCAACAUUCUCAUAGUAGAUGGGCAGCCCUCGAUAAGCCUUCUUCAUUGACCACUUCGGAACAAGAGGAGGAUGAUGAUCAUCGUACACUGUAUGAACGGCUCAUGGAAAACAAACUUAAAAAACAAAAAGAAAUUGAAGAGAAAAACGCUCCACAAGGACCUAAAUCCUUAGAUGAAGAUGAUGUUCAUUAUUUGAGAGAACAAGAAGAAUUAAUGAAAGAAAAAGAAAGAGAAAUAAAAAAACAAGAGGAAGAAGAAAUUGCAAAAUAUUUGAAAGGUGAAAUGGAUCGUGUUGGAUCUGUAAAUUUAUCUACUGUUCUUCCCGAUGAUAAAGAUGAUGAUAACAUCAAUCUCCAAGAGAAAAGUGUUGGAUUAUCUAAUACAAAUUCUGUACUACCAAUUUCAGAUUUUCAAGUUGUGGAAGUGAAAAAGAGAAAACGAAAUGAUGCUAUCAUUCAUACCAGCAUGACUGUUCCUCAUGAUUCAAAUCAUGCUAAAAAGAAGAAGAAGAAUAACAAAAAGAAUAAUACAAGUAUUGUGAAUGCUAAUUUAUUGGAAUAUGACAGUUCGUAA
This is a messenger RNA of Naegleria lovaniensis, 762 nucleotides long. RefSeq lists its product as uncharacterized. Lineage: Eukaryota; Heterolobosea; Eutetramitea; Acrasida; Naegleriidae. Bases 1 to 762 code for a protein of 253 amino acids. Gene Ontology annotation, cellular component: nucleus. The record is from RefSeq and is a predicted model, not a curated record. The transcript has a single exon.